ACUGAUUUUUGUCGAUAUUCACUUCCAUUUCAUUUUCCAGAUACAUUUCGUAUUUAUUGAUUCUUACAAGGGUCUCGACGUUCAAUUGCGUUUUGAUCUUCUUCAAUCUCUAAGGAAAAUUCGGAUUUGAAUUAAAUGUCGAUCGAGGCCCAAGAAUCCUCGGGAAUUGGCAGUGAUGACGGUGGUGAUUUCGAGUGCAAUAUUUGCUUCGAGUUAGCAGCGGAUCCUAUAAUCACCGUCUGUGGUCAUCUAUAUUGUUGGCCGUGUCUCUAUAAAUGGCUACGACUUUACUCUCAAUCACAAGGAUGCCCAGUUUGUAACGCCUUAAUACGAGAGGAAAAGUUGAUUCCUUUGUACGGUCGAGGAAAGGUUCCAACUGACCCGAGAUCAAAAACCGUUCCCAGCACUGAAAUCCCUAGUCGACCGACAUGGCAGAGACCAGAAACGGCUCCAUCUCCAGGAGCAAGUAACAUCUCUAACUUGAUGUUUGGAUUUAUACCGACAUUCUCUCCAAAUUUCAACGCCCAAGUUCAUGGAUUUUCGAAUGCUGGUGAAUAUGGUGCGACCCGAGGAUAUUAUCAUCGAUACUCUCGUCCCUUUCGUGAUCCCGAAGGCGAAAUCCGUGAUAGGGAGAGUAGUAACGUUCAAGAGACAGAUGGCAUUCUGAAGAGGAUUCAUUUUGUUGUUUUGGUUCUUGCACUCUUUGCUUUAUUGCUAUUGUAAAUGGAUUUAGCUAUCGACUUCAGUCAAACGAGUGCGAGAAAUGGUAAUUUUUAUGUCUCUAAAAGUCGUUGUCGAGUGCGAUUACGUGCUCGUGAUUGAGAAUCUCGUUUUACAAAUACACUGUAAAUCUUAGAUAUGCUCGACUGGAUGUUCAUGAAUGAUGUUCGGAAGUCAUUACUGUUCUGCAGGAUCAAUGCUUCAUUAGUAAACACUAUGAAGGUAAUGUGGGGGUAGAAUUAGCUUUGUACAAAGUUGUGUGCAUAUUGUUGUUGUGAAGGGCGGUCUUGUUGUUAGAAUAUUAUAGAUUGUA
Olea europaea var. sylvestris is the source of this 1033-nucleotide messenger RNA. Its product is annotated as E3 ubiquitin-protein ligase RNF185-like. The record is from RefSeq and is a predicted model, not a curated record. Lineage: Eukaryota; Viridiplantae; Streptophyta; Magnoliopsida; Lamiales; Oleaceae. The transcript has 2 exons. Gene Ontology annotation, biological process: ubiquitin-dependent protein catabolic process. Gene Ontology annotation, cellular component: endoplasmic reticulum. Bases 136 to 723 code for a protein of 195 amino acids. Gene Ontology annotation, molecular function: ubiquitin protein ligase activity; ubiquitin-like protein conjugating enzyme binding; metal ion binding.